Anarrhichthys ocellatus (wolf-eel) is the source of this 486-nucleotide messenger RNA. RefSeq names its product porphobilinogen deaminase-like. Gene Ontology annotation, biological process: heme biosynthetic process. The coding region runs from base 82 to 456 and encodes 124 amino acids. The record is from RefSeq and is a predicted model, not a curated record. The transcript is spliced from 5 exons. Gene Ontology annotation, cellular component: cytoplasm. NCBI's taxonomy places the organism in Eukaryota, Metazoa, Chordata, Actinopteri, Perciformes, Anarhichadidae. Gene Ontology annotation, molecular function: hydroxymethylbilane synthase activity.
UAUUGUUUUAGUAACCCGUGUCUUUAAUAUCGCUGGUUAAUCGUGUCAUUAAACGUUUGUAACGUCUCUCUCUCAGUCGGGAUGUCAACGAUCGGAGAUAAGAUCCUGGACACUGCUUUAUCAAAGAUUGGAGAGAAGAGUUUGUUCACCAAAGAGUUGGAGAAUGCUCUGGAGAGGAACGAGGUCGAUCUGGUCGUCCACUCUCUGAAGGACCUUCCCACCACGCUGCCUUCAGGAUUCACCAUCGGGGCCGUGUUGAAAAGAGAGAACCCCCAUGAUGCAGCGGUGUUACACCCCAAACAUGAGGGCAAGACUCUGGAGACUCUGCCAGAAAACAGUGUGAUCGGCACCAGUUCACUUCGCCGCGCUGCUCAGCUGAAGAAGAGAUUCCCCCACCUGGUGUUCAAAGAUAUCGUAUCCUUUCAGGAAGCGAUGUUGAUGUUGUCAAUUAUUUAAUUUCUUUUAAACAUAGAAAAAAAACAGGCA